Molecule: messenger RNA, 1740 nt
Organism: Danaus chrysippus (African queen)
Lineage: Eukaryota; Metazoa; Arthropoda; Insecta; Lepidoptera; Nymphalidae
Source: the annotation of a GenBank genome assembly
AUGUUGGAAACGUGGGAGCGAUUUUAUGCUAAACAGCCUGUACGUAACAUCGAGAUAAAUCCAAGUUCAAGGCGCAAGUAUAGAACGAGAGACGCUGAGUAUACAAGCUCCAGUGAGUACUAUACUUCCAUUCCACCGCCAACCCUCAGGAGGAUCGCACUUUUAUCUUAUCAAUAUGGUAUUGAAACUACUCAUCCUUUUUACACUAACGUUGUCUCCAAACAUAUUUAUUUAUGCUUAAUUUUAUAUGAAUACUCAAUAUUAUUUUUAAGAUUAACCCACAAUGCCUUGGGUUCGGAUCGAUAUGAUUUGCCUGAACUGCCGCCUGGUGAGGCGCCGGAGCCGAUCCUAUCGUUUAUGGAGCACACAUACAGACUUGGUCGCGGCAGAGCAACGCAUGAUGGUGAUGCCGGGGAGCCACUACUCUUGACGCCACUGAUAGAAGAUAAUAAGAUAGAAGAGGCUAGAGCCGCAGCAUAUGUGAACCCGGACUAUCUACUACCUGGCAUGGAUAGUUAUGCGGGCUAUUUAACCGUAAACAAGGAAUACAACGCAAAUCUUUGGUUCUGGUAUUUUCCAGUAUCUGACCAGCCUGUUGAAGAAACUCCUUGGAUAAUUUGGUUGCAAGGAGGUCCGGGCGCUUCAUCGCUAUACGGACUCUUUACAGAAAUUGGUCCAUUGGUUGUCACGGAUGAGAAUGAAUUGAAAGAACUUCAAUACUCGUGGGGUAAAAAUCACUCGCUCCUGUUCAUUGACAACCCUGUCGGAACUGGUUUCAGCUUUACUUAUGAUGACAGAGGUUUUGCUACCAAUCAAACGACAAUCGGAGAAAACCUGUACACAGCUCUGCAGCAGUUCCUGACACUGUUCCCGGAGCUGAGGAAGGCUCCUCUGACUAUAGCUGGCGAAUCGUAUGCCGGGAAACACAUCCCUUCACUUGGCGUCCAAAUACUUUGGAAUAAACAUCAAGAUAAGCCGAUCAACUUACAGGGUUUAGCCAUCGGUAAUGGGUUCAUUGACCCGCUAUCACUGCAAAGGUACAGCUAUUUCGUACGCGAAGUUGGUUUGGUUGACGAUAAAGUAGCUAAUGUUAUGAACCAAUUGGAAACUGCUAUCGUCCAGUUCAUUAAAGCCGAUCAAAUGCUGAAAGCGUAUGCCUACUAUAAUUAUCUCUUGCAACUGUUUCUAUCGGAAUCUAAAUUAAAUAAUCUGUAUAACUAUCUAGAAGAUGAUAUAAGUUUGGACGGCGCGUAUCUUGAUUACAUACAAAGAACGGAUAUCAGAAAGGCUUUACACGUAGGUAAUACCAACUUUACCUCAAUAGGGGUUGUAUACAGAAAAUUAGUGCCAGAUUUCAUGGCUAGUGGUAAAUCUAUGCUGGAAGAACUGUUGGAGAACUAUCGAGUGAUGUUAUUCAAUGGUCAUCUAGAUAUAAUAGUGGCUUAUCAUCCGUCAGUUAACACUUACGAGUCUUUAUCCUUCUCUGGGACUAUGGAAUACAAAACUGCCAAACGUCGUGCCUGGUAUCAUGACGGACAAUUGGCUGGGUAUUACAAAACAGCUGGUAAUUUAACAGAGGUAAUGAUCCGUGGCGCUGGUCACAUGGUCCCCGCCAACAAACCGGCCGCAGCCCUAGGGCUCAUCUCGGCCUUCGCCCGCGGUAUAACUUUAGACGAAGACACGGGUUCACUGGUGAAUAUAGAAAAAAACCUCUCAAAAACUCAUCCUCAGCCAGUCUGA